AUGGCCUCGGAGCGAGAUAGAGAGCCCGGGCCCCGGAGAGGAGCCCCCAGUAAUGUUCAAACCGGAAAAUGGCUCGUCAAGUCUGGCCCAGCAACCGAGCUACUCAGCCCGGAGGAAGACAGAAGGAUUCUUCGAAAGAUCGACAUUUGCCUGCUACCUCUCAUGUCCAUCUCAUACAUGUUACAAUUUCUAGACAAACAGGCCCUCUCAUUCACGUCCAUUCUAGACCUUCCAGGCGACCUUCAUCUUAGCGGUGAUGAGUUUGCUUGGGCGAGCGGCAUCUACUACUUCGGUUACAUGGUUGCUGCAUGCCCGGCCGCUAUGUUGAUGGUCCGCUGGCAUGUGGGGAAGACAAUUGCUAUCUCAAUAUGUAUAUGGGGAGUGAUCUUGACAGUAACGGCCGCUUGUGACAGUGCUGCGGGACUCCUGGUUGAGCGAUUCUUUCUCGGCGCUGCUGAAUCGGCCAUUGCCCCAGGCCUAAGCGUCAUUGUUGCCAUGUGGUACAAGCGAUCUGAGCAGCCGCUGAGACAAGCCGCAUGGUUCAUUGGAAACAGUUUUGCUGGUAUAGCCGGUGGUCUGAUUGCGUAUGGGCUUGGACAUAUUCAGAGCAUGGCACCUUGGAAAGUCGUAUUCUUACUGUUUGGUAGUUUAACGGUAGCUUGGUCUCUUGUUUUCAUCUUCCUUAUGCCUGAUACUCCUAUGCAGGCUUGGUUCAUGAACGACGAGGAUCGUCUGAAAGCUGUGACUCGCGUGAGGAUGAACAUGACAGGGAUAAAGAGCAGCGAGUUCAAGUGGAGACAGUGCACCGAAGCGUUGCUAGAUGCUAAAACCUGGUUGUUUUGCGCCAUAACCUUUCUCGGCCAGGUGCCAAAUGGUGCCCUAACCACUGUGAGUUGCCAGCUGCCUUCCUUCGUAUUGCUAAGUAACCCCAAGUUCGGCACCAUAGUCGUCAAUGGUCUAGGAUUCAGUACCUUCAACUCCCUUCUUCUUCAAGCAUCCUGCUACUUGGCUAUGCUUAUCGCCGUUCUUAUUUCCACCGGUGGCAGCUCAUAUUUCACCAAUACUAGAACUUACUGGAUGGUGUGGAACCUGUGCCUUGCCACUAUCGGCACGGCUCUGAUACGCGAGCUUCCAGCUCAUCUCAUGUGGGGUCGAUUCGCCGGCAAAUUACUCAUGACGGCCGCUGCUGCCAACUUCCCUCUAACGAUGUCCUUGUCAUCGGGUAAUGUUGCGGGCUUUACCAAGAAGAUGACGGUGAACACAGCUAUUUUGAUCAGUUUUUGUGUUGGAAAUAUUGUCGGACCCCAGUUAUUCUUUGAAAGUCAAGCACCUACCUACACCACCGGAUUCCUUGCUAUAAUGAUAUGCUACGUCGUGGGGACCAUUCUAUGUGGGGUAGCUCGCUUCUACCUGGUGUGGGAGAACCAACGUCGCGAUGGAGUAAACCCACCACUCCACGGCAACGAGGAAGUUGAUGGAGAUAUUGCUGGUAUGCUGGACAAGACAGAUAAAGAGACCCCCCAGUUUCGGUAUGUUUACUGA
Messenger RNA from Aspergillus vadensis CBS 113365, 1542 nucleotides. RefSeq names its product vitamin H transporter. NCBI's taxonomy places the organism in Eukaryota, Fungi, Ascomycota, Eurotiomycetes, Eurotiales, Aspergillaceae. Gene Ontology annotation, molecular function: dipeptide transmembrane transporter activity; allantoate transmembrane transporter activity. The coding region runs from base 1 to 1542 and encodes 513 amino acids. Gene Ontology annotation, cellular component: plasma membrane. The transcript has 6 exons. Gene Ontology annotation, biological process: tripeptide transport; dipeptide transport; transmembrane transport. The record is from RefSeq and is a predicted model, not a curated record.